Anopheles marshallii is the source of this 909-nucleotide messenger RNA. RefSeq lists its product as uncharacterized. NCBI's taxonomy places the organism in Eukaryota, Metazoa, Arthropoda, Insecta, Diptera, Culicidae. The transcript has 2 exons. The coding region runs from base 1 to 909 and encodes 302 amino acids. The record is from RefSeq and is a predicted model, not a curated record.
AUGAAAAAAAUAGCAAGGGUGUAUAAGGAUCGUCACUCGUGGAUAGAAGCGUUCGUCGAAUUUGUAGACAAUUAUAAUGAUUCCGUGCAUCGUGCAGAGUUACCAAGUCAAGUGAAGGCGUUAGAGGAAGCAAAGGGGGCAUAUGAGGAUGCAAGAGAAAAACUAUUGCUGGAAGAUGAGGAGGCUGACGAGGUACAGAUGCGUAAUGAUCGAAAGGAGUUUUAUAAAAAAUACCAUAAAGUGAAAGGUUUCAUUAUGGAUUUGCAAAAGGCUGAUGAAAGUGCGCAUCCGAUUGCGAAUAGCACAAUGGCAAAUACAACGUCCGCGAGUGUUAAAAUGCGUUUACCAAAACUAGAACUGCCAACGUUUGAUGGGAACAUUACACAGUGGGUGACAUACAAGGAUCGUUUUGUGUCAUUAGUGCAUGAUGUACCGGAACUUCCUGAGGUGGCAAAACUUCAGUAUCUGUUAGCGUCGCUAAAGGGAGAAGCUGCACUGCAGUUUGAACAUGUGCCACUCGAAGACAAGGGCUACGCACCAACGUGGGAGACCCUACUGCAGAGAUACGACGAUAACAAGAUCCUUCGGAGGGAAUACUUCAAGGCACUGAUUCAGCUGGAACCUAUGAAUGCUACAACAUCAUCGGAACUGACCAGAGUAGUAAAUGAGACAAGACGAUUAGUUCAAGGAAUGAAACGGCUUGAUGAACCCGUACAACACUGGAAUACGCCACUCACGACGCUGGUAACGUAUAAACUCGAUAAGACCACUUUAAUGUAUUGGGAACAAUUUGCAGUGGAAAACCUGACCGACAGCUACGAGCAAUUGAUGGAGUUUUGCGAAAAACGUAUUCGCAUCUUAAAUAGUACCGCUCUCCACAGCGUCGGAUGCAAGGAAAACAACCAGUAG